This is a messenger RNA of Phragmites australis (common reed), 565 nucleotides long. Its product is annotated as metallothionein-like protein 2C. The coding region runs from base 101 to 346 and encodes 81 amino acids. The record is from RefSeq and is a predicted model, not a curated record. Gene Ontology annotation, molecular function: metal ion binding. The transcript has 3 exons. NCBI's taxonomy places the organism in Eukaryota, Viridiplantae, Streptophyta, Magnoliopsida, Poales, Poaceae.
UCGCCCUCGCCAUCCUCAUCACAAGCAGCAGAAGAACAAGAAGCAUUUCUUCCUUCUUCAGCUCCUCACUCCCCGGUAGCUCUUGCCUGUGUUUGAGAGGAUGUCUUGCUGCAGCGGCAACUGCGGGUGCGGCUCCGGCUGCAAGUGCGGCUCCGGCUGCGGCGGAUGCAAGAUGUUCCCUGAUGUGGAGGCCACUGCCACUGCCACCACGACCAUGGUCAUCGCUGCUGCCACCCACAAGGGGACUUCCGGCGGGUUCGAGGCGGCGGCGGAGAACGGCGGCUGCGACUGCACCACCUGCAAGUGCGGCACCAGCUGCGGCUGCUCCUGCUGCAGCUGCAACUGAGUGACGCCUAACCUGCACGAGGAGGAGACCCUCACUGCACCACCCAGCGUAUUAGUAGCGUCUGUCUAAAUAAGAUCUUGUCAACUGCACCGUGUGCCAUUCAUGGUCCGGCCUUGCUACUUCCUGGGGUUACCUUAAUGUGUGGUGAUCGAUGAUGCCAUCCAUCUUGUACUCCUCGUGCCAGGUUUAAUAUAUGUAUGGGUCUCAACCUUAACUGAA